Epithele typhae is the source of this 849-nucleotide messenger RNA. RefSeq lists its product as uncharacterized. Gene Ontology annotation, biological process: secondary metabolite biosynthetic process. The coding region runs from base 1 to 849 and encodes 282 amino acids. The transcript is spliced from 6 exons. NCBI's taxonomy places the organism in Eukaryota, Fungi, Basidiomycota, Agaricomycetes, Polyporales, Epitheliaceae. The record is from RefSeq and is a predicted model, not a curated record.
AUGCACCGCGCCGACAUGGUCCGCGUCCUCGUUCGCCACCUCCCCGCGCGCUGCACCAUCCACGGCUUCAAGCGCCUCAUCUCUUACGACCCUCCCUCGCGCUCCUCCCCAAACGACGCACACACGUUGCACUUUGCCGACGGCACCCACGCGACAGCCGAUGUCCUCCUCGGUGCGGAUGGGAUCAAGUCCGGGGUGCGCUGCGCGAUGUAUGCACACAAGCACGCGCGGGAGUGCGACAACGGGGACAGCACGCCCGUCGCGUACCGAUACUUGAUCCCGACGGAGCGGCUGCGUGAGGUUAAUCCCGCACACCAUGCGCUACAUGUGAUGGCGCCGAUGAGCGUGAUGCUCUGGCAAAGGGAAGCAUAUCAUCACGUACCCGAUCUCGCACGGGUAAUGUCUGAACUGGAUGAUACCGGAUUCGUGACGCGGCCCGGGCAAGAGGGUACCGAGUACCCGCACAAGUGGGUGCUCGACGCGAACUGGGACGGCGUCGUGCGCAAGUUCGCGGCCCGGGAGCCCGAGGUCGACCAAAUGAUCGCCCUGCGUCUCCCUCUCUUUGCGCAUUCCGCGCCCAUAGCGGAUGCGCACGACCACUCACCCAGUCGCGCUCUCGUGGAGGCCGAGCGAUCGAGGAUACGUACUUCCGACACCCUCCUCACCGACCCACUCACCGACCCGCCGCGCCUCCUGCGCGUGCUGGAGAUCUACCAGGCCGUCCGGCUCCCCUUCGCACGCGCCAUCGUCCAGAACGCUCGCAGGGUCGGGCUCAUGUAUCAGUUCAACUCGCCCGGGCUGUACGCCGCCGACCCCGCACACGGCGAGCUGACCGUGAAACAGAGCUAG